Molecule: messenger RNA, 6090 nt
Organism: Homarus americanus (American lobster)
Lineage: Eukaryota; Metazoa; Arthropoda; Malacostraca; Decapoda; Nephropidae
Product: WW domain-containing adapter protein with coiled-coil homolog
Exons: 13
Coding region: 152-2170 (672 amino acids)
Biological process (GO): positive regulation of TORC1 signaling; regulation of autophagy
Cellular component (GO): nucleus
Molecular function (GO): RNA polymerase II complex binding; chromatin binding
Source: RefSeq, a predicted model, not a curated record
CUUCACCAUAGUCAGUUACCAAGAGCGAUCCCCGUAUGUAAUAUGGCGUCGUAAUGUUAGAAUUUUGAAGGAACCGAUUCGCUGGCUGGUUUUCUGCUGGAUAUCCUGAACCUACUCCUCCCUGAGACGUUUCCCUCCUAGUAUUGCAUUAAUGGUAAUGCAUGCAAGGAAACUACCACGUAUUAGCGAUGGGUUCAUCGAGAAGCACCAGGCCCACAGCUACGAGAAUUCUAAAUACAGCAGUAAGUACCGGUACAGUAACCAUGAGAAGAGUAGGGACUCACCCUCGACAAACUCUCUGCGAUCCUCGUCACCAGACUCAAGGUCACAAUCUCCACGCUACCAUAAAGCAAGCUACUACAAGGUGCGUGAGAAGGAGCGGGAGAGAGACCGUGAGAACAGAGACCGUGAGAGAGACCGGGAAAGAGAUCGAGACCGCGACAGAGAACGGGAGCGGGACCGUGAGCGGGAGAGGGAUCGGGACCGGGACUAUCACUACAGGGACAGAGGUAAAGAUGACAGUAGGUCGCCUAAAGACCGCCGGAGAGAGGUACGAGACCGUGACAGGGACCGAGAACGUGACAGGGACAGCCGUGGGAAUCAUGACCGCAUUAAUUCUGUUCACAAGAAAGAAGAGAAGGAACGUCUGGCGAGGGUGGGGGACUGGUCGGAGCAUGUGAGUUCCUCGGGGAAGAAGUACUAUUAUAACUGCCGUACGGAGGUUUCUCAGUGGGAAAAGCCCCCAGAGUGGCUGGAAUGGGAGCGAACACGUGCCAAGGAAACCUCCAACAGGUCACAUGACAAGAGUUCAACUAGGCAAGAUAAACAUUCCAAUAUGGGAGAGAGUUACCGGGAAGGACGGGACAUCAGGGACGGUGAACGGGACAGAAAUGAUCGUGAUAGGAGAGAAAUGUAUCGAAGUGAUGACAUGUAUGAUAGAAGAGACUCCAGAAAAUACGGUCAAGAAGUUGGUGCAGCAGAUAUGGAAAUUUCUUCGGGUGAUAGCACUCCCACGUCAGAACACCUCCACACCAGGGGCAGUGGAGAGAACAGCCACGACGUUAGCGGGGCCAACGUGUCAUUAGCGCCAUCGGGUCUGGCGUCCUCAUCGGGCACGACUGUUACGUCCACCCACGCGGGCUCAACAACAACACUUAUACAAAGUGGUUUGAGACCUAAGCUCGGAACAAGUUUAGGGUUGAUGCCCACCUCCUUACCCUCGUCCUUACCCCCGUUAUGUAGUAGUGCGUUGUCAUCGAGCUCAGGCACCAACACCACAACCACCUCCACUUUAGCCAGCAGCAUCCCUGCCUUGGGCGGCUCCACGUCCAUGGCGGUGCCGCAGCUCCUAAACCUCCAUCCCCGCCUCUUGACACUCUCGAAUUCGUUGAGCAAGAGUGGAAUAGACUUGGAUACAGCAAAGACUGUCAACUCUAACAACUCUCAUUCACAUGAUGGAGAAGGACUAGUAGUGAAAUCACAAUUAGAACCACUAACAAUAUCUGCAAAUAGUAAUAAUAUAGGUGGGGGUCCCCCAACACCAACACAUUCUGAAAACCAAGACGGCAUCGACAUUAGAAAAGUUUCUUGCCAUGAGCAUAACUCUGCACCAGAUGGCCUCACAUUGAUCCAAUUUUUCACUGCAGGGGUCGCAAGGAUAGCUAGACCAAUCACAGCGCGCGGCGGAAGGGGUGCGUGGGUGGCAAGGAUACGUGGCCCAAUCACAGUCCGCGACGUCACCGGCACAAGUCUGACGUCAGCGCCCAGCACCUUGCCCUGCCGCUUGCCGCUGGGUAGCCCAAACAGCAGUAUUAAUUCACUGCAGUCGUUGACACAGACAGCAGGAGGAUCGUUAGCAGGACUACGGCCGUUGGUACCUGCCCUCACCCCUAGCCUCGCUAAUUAUUAUAAUGAAUCCCUUAUUUCACACGUACAAAAUUGGCCAGCUGAGGCCCUUGAAAAGCCGGCACAGAGACUGUCAGAGGAAGCUCAUUCUGUUGGGAGUCUGGUGAUGACGCGGGUAUCUGCCGAGCUCAAGAUGGCACGUUCCCUUGUACGUCUGGCAGAGAUACAGGCCACACUCCAUGAACAAAGGAUACUUUUUCUACGUGCUCAGAAGAGAGAACUUGAAGAAAUGAAGGCGCAGAAUUCCUUCAUGAGUGACACAUAGUGUUGGCCUGCCUGUGAUAGCUGCCUGGGACAGUUGUCUGGACAUAGACAUGCCUGGGAAUAUUUAUAAAGUGUUAUAUUUUCUUAAUCAUGUUCUGGAUGUGUGAACAUUGGUGAAGUCCAAAGUGUAGGGUGUGGCAGUGUGGUGAGGCCCUAAUUCUGGGCCCUCGUGGACUGUGGGCAACUUGCAGCAGUACCGUGAUGACCACAACAACCGGUGCAGGGUACACGCUGCCACAGGCCUUGGUGGCUGCCGGCUCCGCGCAGGAUUCACCCGCUACCUGCCGUCCUGUGUCUGGACUGGCCUGCCCUUGGCUACCCUCCACCGAUGUCCCCAAUGUCAUCUAUGUUUCUCUGUGAUGAAUGACACAACUAGACACCUCCAAAGGCUGAGCCUUUACUGAACAGCUCUGCCAUGUCACAAUGUAAUACCUGCUAUGCCAGAGGCUGGCACUGUAUCACACUCCCUGGGGUCUUGAGGUUCACCCCUUUGAGCAACAUCUGUCCUGUUCCCUUCGUCACACACUCUGUGUUCCUUCUCUGCUGGCUGGCUGACUCGUCAAGCCCACAUGGAUACCUGGAAGUCUUGGCAGAGCUCUCCAGCCAUUAGGUUUGAAAAAUUGUUGUAUUUAUUGCUUUACACAUUUCACAACAGUACACUUGUGAACCACUCCUCUGACCAGCUUAUUGCUACUGGAAGGAAAUGGCCAAAUAAUGUUACCAACUGUAUUUUACUCUCAGGAAUAAGUUGGUGGAGUCAUUUUGGUGUUUCUGAUUCAGUAGUUGUGGUACACAUUUCAUUGCCUAUUUGCUAUCAGUAGAUACUGGAGAGCAUAGUUGAAUUUCUUUACUGCUUUCCGUAAUCAGUUAUCCAAGUGUAAGUCCUGUGAAUGUGUGUUUUGUGUUCUUGGUGACUGUCAUUUGGUCCCCAGGGUUGGAUUUGAGGCAGUGUCUCAGAGCAUUUCCAUGCUAACAAAUUAAUGUUAUUUAAGUCAUUGUUUUGCUGGCCAAUCUGCAUCUCAGUCAUUAUAGUUCCAACUGGGCUGUGAAAAGUUUAUUUGUCAUGUUCUUAACCAGUUGUUGAUAUUUAUGCUUCAGAAGUAAUGUGUUGAAAUAUUGACUUUAUAGGUAAAAAACUACAGGUUAAUGAACAUUUAGUUAAAAGUUCAUGGUCAUGUCGAGGGUUUGGAGGCCAUAAAAUGACAGAAAGCAACCUCUCUUCUUUUUCUUUUUAAUUUUUUCUGUCUUUCUGACACCACUUGACCUCUUAAGUUCUUUGUGGUUUUUUUUAUUUUUUAUUAUUAUUAUUGUGGCAUACAUUUUAAAGACAUAAGGCUGCCAUUAGCUAGGGUAACCUGACUGUCGAACUCAUCAUGCAGUUUAUGAUUACGUGAUUAUAGUGGAAUCAAUAACUUAUUAAUUUGAUGUAACAUUUAUGUAUUCAUCCUCUAAUUGUCGAACGCGACGUUUCUCCAAGCCUACGAGAACACGGUCAGCGUCGGACACGAUGGUCAGUCUAUUGGGAGGCUUCAGCCACCUCAGUUGUUCCUCAAAAAAUAUAAACCUCAAAAAACUAAGGGCCAAAGUUUUUUUAAGCAUGGAAAUAAUUGUAAAGUAUUGUCCACAUUUUGUAUUUGGAAUACACAAGUUUUUCAUAGUUUUGUGGCUGCCUUUAAAGUUUUAUAGAAGUGUGGUAGUAGUGCAUGAUUCAGCUGGUGGGAGGUACUGUACUGUACUGAUGAAAGAGCUUAUCAUUAUCAUCAUCAUUGGCUAGAUAUCUGACCCUUUCUAUAACCAAAAAAGUCAAAAAGGAAAAAAAAAAGAUUCUAAUUGGUUUGCAAAAAUUGUGGUUGAAGAAAAUCGGUGUUUCACCAUCGGUAGAUUACCGAGUUAAUUAUGGUGCUAAGUCAUGAUGGUUUUGGGUGUGUUCAGUGAACGCUGUGGUGUAGUGAGCAGUUCAAGGCAAAAGUUUGUCAUUUCACGUUUUUAUCAAUUUUUUUGUGCUUUGACAAAGUAUCUAGUCUGAAAAAUAUAUUAAAGAGUUUGUUUGCAUCUGUCAUCACAGUUAUGUCAGUGUGUACACAGGCGUCACAGUCACGAGGUGCUUGGAGGUACAUGUAUGCACGAUGGGUGAGUUAUAAAGUAGUCAAGAUGGCACAGUUGUCACAUGUGCUCAGUAUAUCCAUGUCCAGAUCUUUGAAAUUAACCCUACAGGAAAUGACCAUAUGAUAAAAGUGCCAAAAAUAUACGACUAAUUCAUCUGAUUUGCAUUUAUGUACUUACGGGUCUUUUUAGUGUGCUGGUACGUUCUGUGGGGAGACAGAUUUUGAACCAUGUCCGGCCGCGACUUUUAUUUGCACCACGUAAUUUUACGCAAAAAUUAGAGAAUUGUAAGGUUUCAGUUAUCAAUGGAAUUUAUUAUUUUUAAGGACAAAUGUGUUUUUCCUCUACGGCCGAACUUGAUUCAAAAGUUGCUCUCGGUGUUGUCACAAAAUUGAUUUGGAAGAUAAGUACUUGUUGGUGGUUGACAAGAGCAGCAGCUAUCACAUACUACGGAUAUUAUAACACUAGUAUAAUUGCAUUCCAUUUUCUACGUGAAUCUUACGGACAUCAUAAUUAUAUUUACUGUAUUAAACCUCAAGUGUUGCUUCCCUAAUUUUUAUUUAUUUAUUUUUAUUUUAUUUUAUUUAUUUUUUUUUUUUUUUCUCAGAUUUGCCAAGUAUGCCUUUUAUCUGUUACGCCCUGUGUACCAUUUCUUGUCAUCCUAUAUGUUUUCUUACGAACUCCAGUAAAAUGAAGAGGAAUUGGGAUAUGUUUGUUUUUAACCCACACUGUUCAGUAUUGAUCUCUUGUUGGCAUACAAGUUCCUGUGAUUCUCCCGAGAUGCUCACAAUUAAUUAUUUUUCCUCAGCAGGUAAAUUUAGACUCUAGAGACUUUCUGUUCCCAGUAAAAACCUCUUUAUUACCUCACCAGUUAUUUACACCCUGUUGGGUUUCCUCUGCUGAGUUAUAACCAAUGUUUGCUUGGUUCCAUGUCCCAUCAUCAUCAUGUGUCUCCACCCACCCCCCCCCUGACCCUGUGGCUGCAAUCUGUAUGUAUUAACAUGUCUGACACUGUUUCACUGAGGUUUUCAUACUCCAAUUAAUUUGGGGGAAUGAAAUUAACUGAAUUUCAUAAACUUGUUGGCUGUUUCUAAGUCUACUGCACCAACUUAGGGCAGGCUGGGGAUCAUACACGGCUCACAGCAGAGUUAACGAGGCUACGGAUUAUUUAUAUAUAAAGCAAAGCUGGAGCGGCCACCCUAGACGGCCCGUAUUCUCAUGCGUGUACAUAAUACAUUCUAACACAGACGUACUCAGUAGGUUUUGUACAAAAUAAGGGGGGGCUAACAUUCUUCUUGUGAUAAAUUGUAGGAUUAUUUCUGCUCUGUACCCGUUGCCCUGCUGAACUGUGUGACCCAUUCUUGCCUAAUGUGUUCACCACCUCGUCAGUUAUUCAAAACUUUUCCAUGUUUUAUCUUCUCAUUUUUUUUCUAUAUCAGAUCUAGUUCAUUUGUACACACUCAAAAACAUUUUUACUUUUUAUGACGUUAUUGAGUACGAUGUGAGAUAGAUUCUAACUUGGAUCAGUAAAAGAUAAAGAGGCUCAUGUUUGAAACACGAGGGAAGCGUUAUAGGACAUAUUUGUUGAGAUAAUUUGAUGUGCUGAAUGGCCUCCAGCUUGGCUGUGAUGACAGUGGUGUCUGUUCGUUGCCCAGCUGGUGACCAAGCUGACUUAUAGGACCUAGAGAAUCAGAUGUUUACAGGACACAGAUUCACUAUUUGUGUUGGUCUCCCCUUUUACAACACUUGCUUAGGCCAAUUAGCCUAAUUUUGUAAAUAUCAUUCCUUCUCAGAAAGGUUAAAUAAAGCUGAGCUCCA